Jatropha curcas is the source of this 2009-nucleotide messenger RNA. The record is from RefSeq and is a predicted model, not a curated record. NCBI's taxonomy places the organism in Eukaryota, Viridiplantae, Streptophyta, Magnoliopsida, Malpighiales, Euphorbiaceae.
CUCACGGAUCAAACAAUACUAGGACAACUAUUUUCAUGUCGUAUCACAACGAUUGACCUAUCUUCCUCCUGCAACAUAUUGCUUCUUCUUUCCUUAACAGUAACACAAAAUCCCCCAAUCUGUUCAAAGUUUGUGAGAUUAAAGGUGCUGAGUUCAUUACUGAGCUGGAGUAAGAUUCUCAAACCAUUCGAGUUCUGUUCUGGGUUCUGGGCCAGCUAUUGCAACUGUAGCAUAAUAUGUGUAAUCUUGUUCAUCUAUCUACGUCACAAGAAAAAACAAUUUGGUCCAUCUUCUUCUGUUUCUUUACGGGAACAUGUUUCUUCAGAGGAAGAUAUUGAGAAAGGGCUUGGAUUCUUUGCCCCUAUCUUCCCGUACAGUGAACUAGAAGCUGCAACCAAUAAUUUUGACGCUGCUAGAGAAAUUGGAGGUGGUGGCUUUUGCACAGUAUACUAUGGCAUGCUCCGGGAUGGGCGAGAAAUUGCAGUUAAGCGCUUGUAUGGUAACAAUUACAGGAGAGUUAGGCAGUUUAUAAAUGAACUUGAGGUCCUAUCUCGCUUUCGCCAGACACAUCUUGUCUCAUUAUAUGGCUCCACCGCUCACCGUAGUAGGAUACUGUUACUAGUGUAUGAGUAUGUUCCUAAUGGUACAGUUUUUGGUCAUCUUCAUGGUGAAAGGGCAAAGUCUGGUGGGCUUCCAUGGUCUACUCGAAUGAAAAUUGCAGUAGAGUCAGCUUGUGCAUUAGCAUAUCUCCAUGCUUCUGAUAUCAUACACCGUGAUGUGAAAACCAAAAACAUUCUCCUUGAAUACGAUUUUCAUGUUAAAGUUGCAGAUUUUGGAUUGUCUCGCCUCUUUCCACUGGAUGUUACUCAUGUUUCAGCUGCUCCACAAGGAACUCCUGGUUAUGUUGAUCCUGAGUACCAUGAGUUCCACCGGUUUACUGAUAAGAGUGAUGUUUAUAGUUUUGGAGUGGUCUUGAUUGAGCUUAUAUCAUCACUGCCUGCUGUUGAAAUCGCUGGGAAUUGACACGAGAUAAAAUUGUCUAGUUUCGCCAUCAAUAAGAUACAAAGUUGUGCACUAGAUGAACUUGUUGAUUGAAGCCUUGGAUUUGGAUCAGAUUAUGCAAUAACAAGAAUGACAAAUGCAGUGGCAGAGUUAGCAUUUGAUUGUCUACAAAGCACGAAGGAUUUAAGACCGUCUAUGGAAGAAGUGUUGGAAACUGAGAUUCAAAGUAAGGAUUACAAUAUUGAUAAGGCAGAGGAAAUUGAUAUUCCAUCAGAUGAUGUUGGAUUGCUAAAAGGUGGUUCUUUGCUGACAUUUCCUGAUGCUGUUAUAAUGAAAUGGGUUAGCUCCUCUACAGUGCCUAAGUUUUGCUUCUUUCGAGUACAUUAAACUGAAGCAGCAGAAUAGUUACUUGAUGAACUUUGAGGAGAAACUUUAAAAGGCAUCGGAGGAAUUUCCAGUGAAUCACUGGAAACUUGUAACAUAAACAAAACCUGACUCAUUGAAGGUCUUUGUGAAGGAUUGGUCUGUACGCACCAUAGGCCUACUAUGGUCAUUUUUCUUGCAAUUUCAUCUUCUUCUUUGGUCCUAACAGAACAUAGCCCCAGAUCAUUUUCGAGUUGCAGACGAGUGUAGAUCCAAUGUGGGAAAUAAAUCUUCCUUCUAUUUUCCGCCAUAACAUUUGCAUUCUUCCUUCCACUUACCAUUUCUAAAAUCAUCACUCCAUAGUUAUACACAUCGGAUUUAUGCGAAACUUUUCCAAAGCAUCUGUUAUAUACUUCAGGAGCAAUGUAUCCAACAGUACCUCUUGCAUCUUCCAUUGAAGUAAAAUUUUCUUUUCUAGGACAUAGUUUAGAAAGUCCAAAAUCUGCAAUCUUCGGACAAAAAUAUUCAUCUAGAAGUAUAUUAUGAGGUUUGAUAUCGAAAUGCAAGAUUUGAGUGUUGCAUCCGCCAUGUAGAUACUCAAGCCCUCGAGCUAUUCCAAUUGCAAUUUCAUACAAUUUUUCCCA